Messenger RNA from Mesorhabditis belari, 357 nucleotides. NCBI's taxonomy places the organism in Eukaryota, Metazoa, Nematoda, Chromadorea, Rhabditida, Rhabditidae. The record is from the annotation of a GenBank genome assembly.
AUGUUCCAUCCCAAUGUUUACAACGACGGCUCGAUUUGUUUGGACAUCUUGCAAAAUCGUUGGUCUCCAACCUAUGAUGUUGCGGCCAUUUUAACAUCGAUUCAAUCCCUUCUCGACGAGCCGAACCCGAACUCACCAGCGAACUCCCUUGCCGCUCAACUCUACCAAGAGAGUCGACGAGAGUACGAGAAACGAGUUCAGCAAAUUGUUGAACAGUCUUGGUUGAAUUUUGGUGAAAACGAGGGUGAAGCAGAACAAAAGGAAGGCGAAAACACUGCCAUUGAGACGCCUACAGAAGGUGGUGAAGGUCCAAGCGAACCUCGAGAUCACGAUGCCCCAUCUGGAAGCGGCUCCGUU